This is a messenger RNA of Peronospora matthiolae, 3171 nucleotides long. The record is from the annotation of a GenBank genome assembly. Lineage: Eukaryota; Oomycota; Peronosporomycetes; Peronosporales; Peronosporaceae.
AUGCGGAACUACAAGGGGUUUGACGCUGUGGAUGUCCAUCUCGCGGAUGACGGAAUCGUCCAAGCAAUCGGCAGUGGGGACAUUGUCAUGUCGAUGAAGACACCCCAAGGGAUGAAGAAAGGUGUGCUCACAAACGUGUGGCACAUCCCAAAGUUAUCCAGAAACCUGUUCUCGGUCGGCCGCUUCACCAAGGAUGUCGGCCCAGUGACGUUCACGAAGGAUGGGUGCUAUGGAGAAGCGAAAGGGACCAAGUGGAAAAUUGGUGCCCGUGAAGGUAAAGGACUGUUCAAGCUGCAAAUGACUCCAGUGGCGCCGGAACAAGCAAAUGCAGCCAAGUCGUCGGGAUGUCAAGGGGGCACCAAGUCGUACCUCUGGCACCUUCGGCUUGGCCACAUAGGUCACGAUGGACUCAAUUGCAUCGUGACGAAGAACAUUGGAAUUGGCAUCGACAUAUCUUCGGUGAAGAAGUGGGACGUGUGUGAAGGUUGUGCUCUGGGAAAACAGACUCGAGUGCGCUUCCAAUCAAACACUACAGCUCGCACCUCCAAACUCCUCGAAGUGAUUCACAGCGACGUAUGUGGACCGAUGUCGAUGGCAACUUUCAGUGGAAAACGGUACUUCGUGACAUUCAUUGAUGACAAGUCAAGAUACUGUGUCGUCUAUCUGCUCAAGAGCAAAUCUGAAGUUGCGGCGAAGUUCAUGGAAUACGCUGCGAUGGCCGAAACGCAAACCGGAAAGCGCGUGAAGUACCUUCAAAGCGACAAUGGGGGUGAAUACAAGUCCGACAAGCUGGCACGAUUCUGCGCGGAACGGGGAAUACAACAAAGGUUCACACCCCCAUAUACUCCUCAGCUAAACGGAGUAGCUGAGAGAAUGAAUCGCACGCUGGUCGAGUGUGCGCGUUGCAUGAUGGAACACGCUGGACUGGGAAAGAGCUACUGGGGUGAAGCAGUGAUGACGGCGAUGUUUCUUCGAAACCGCUGUCCAACACGUGCCAUUCACCAAGACAAGUCUCCAUAUCAAGUGUGGACGAUGAAGAAACCGAUUCUGGCCAACCUUAAAGUGUUUGGAUGCCACGCGUAUGUUCAAGUGCCUCAAGACAAACGCGCGAAGUUCGACUCCAAGUCAUCACUCUGUCGUUUCCUGGGAUACGCCGAACACCAGAAGUCAUAUCGAUUUGAGGAAGUGUCAACAGGAGCGAUCAAGAUCAGUCGCGAUGCCACAUUCAUGGAAGACAAGUUUGAUGAAGGUCCGCGCAACUACAACGAUGAGUCAAGUGUCGUUGAGUUUGAUGAUCAUGAUGAGGACGAAGAAAAAGAAGAAGGUAAAACUGACGACGACAUGGACUCGAGCGACGAUGACAACGAAGACACCAGGUCUUCGAAGAGCAACAUCAAGAGACACACGCGCACUCAAUCACUUGAGAAAGCUACCGUCAUUCCAAGUCCCAAGCGAAGAACGUACAGAGGUCCGUCGCUUGAGCAUGUGUCAGCGGCUGCAAUGGAUUUUGAAGCAGCCUACAUCGUUGAUUCAGUGGGGGGAAACGCCGACUACAUUCAAAGAAACGACACGUGGGAAAUCGUGCCUCUUCCGAAAGGUCGCAAGGCCAUCGGGUGCCGAUGGGUUUUUCGUGUAAAGGAGAAUCAAGAUGGCGAAGUUGAACGUUUCAAGGCAAGACUUGUGGCCAAAGGAUUCUCACAGAAAUUCGGAGUUGACUAUGAAGAAACUUUCGCACCGGUGGCCAAGUUCACAUUGAUUCGUGUGGUGCUCAGUAUGGCGGCCAAGUACGGCCUAAUGCUACAUCAGAUGGACGUCAAGACAGCGUUUCUUAACGGCUCCCUCAACGAAGACAUCUACAUGGACCAGCCGGACGGAUACCUGGAUGCAACACAGCCGGACUAUGUGUGCAAGCUAAAGAGAUCACUCUACGGCUUGAAGCAAUCGCCUCGCAUGUGGAACCAAACAAUCGAUGGGUUCAUGAUCAAGAUGGGAUUCAAGAAGUGCGAAUCGGACCACUGCAUCUACAUCAAGCGAGACGACCAAGACAUGAUUCUCGUGGUGCUCUACGUCGAUGAUCUCAUCCUGGCCAGCAGCAACAACGAACUCCUCAAGUCAACCAAGAUGGCGCUGAGCAAACGCUUCGAAAUGACGGAUCUCGGUGAGCUCGAUUACUUUCUCGGCAUGGAGAUCAAGAACGACCGUAAGACGGGAAUGGUGACUGUACAACAAACCAAGUUUCUCAAGUCCGUGUUAACCAAGUUCGGAAUGGAUAACAGCAAGCCAGUGAAGACGCCUCAAGAUCCCGGCCUGAAGCUAACCAAGAACAUGUGUGAACAAGAAUGCAAGCACGAAGACACCAUGUGCAACGUGCCAUAUCGAAGUGCUGUCGGAGGCAUCAUGUAUCUCAUGGUCGCCACACGUCCGGAUCUAGCUGCUGCAGUGGGAUCAUUAUCCCAGUUCUCGUCCGACCCAUGCCCGACUCACUGGCAAGCUUUGAAGCGUGUGCUGAGAUACCUGCAAGCAACGCCCAAUCAUGGUCUUGAGUUUACACGUGAAGAAGGAAGCCGUAUCUGCGGGUACACCGACGCAGACUGGGCCGGCGACAUUGAGUCAAGACGAAGUACAAGCGGCUAUGUGUUCAUGAUGAGCGGAGGAUGCAUCAGCUGGAAAAGCCAGAAACAACGGACGGUCGCGCUAUCUUCAACAGAAGCAGAAUACAUGGCGCUUUCCGAAGCAACCAAAGAAGCAGUAUGGCUCAAGGUGCUUUUGGGGGAACUUGGUGAGAUGACAAGCGACGAAGCGAUCAAGAUGUAUGAAGACAACCAAGGAUCAAUCGCUCUCGCCAAGAACCCGGAGUUCCAUAAGAGAACAAAACACAUCGACAUACGCUACCAUUUUGUGCGUGAGAAGGUGGAAUCAGGUGAAGUCGUUUUGGAGUAUUACCCGACUCAAGAUAUGCUGGCAGACAUGAUGACCAAGCCGAUCGCCGCUGUACAAUUUGAAAACAUUCGCGAUCGACUUGGGAUCCAAGAUGCCGCAGCUAACGAGUCGAGAGGGAGUGUUGAAAAGACAGCGGCUGUGAAGAAGACACCUCGUCAAGCUGCGUCAAGUGUUGAAGCAAGUGGAAGACCAAGCUUCGCUAUACCGGUGGGUACCGGUAUGUACCAGUAA